CCUGAUCUAGUUCCUUACCACGGGAUCGGGGUUCCACGUCCUAGAGACGACGCAAAACUCAAAGAAGAAGAAGAGGAGAAAAAGAUUCAAAAAAUGAAAUGUGACGAUGGUGAUGGUGACGACGAGAAGAACACAUUUGCAAUCCAAAAUCUACCGGAAGGCGCCAUCGCGCACAUUUUCUCUCUCCUCCCGGCGUUAUCUGUGAUUAAUUGCAUGCUCACUUCGAAACAGUUAUAUCGAGCAGCCGUGUCGGACGGGACGUGCUGGAAAAGACAGUGCGAAAAACUCGCCAACAUCGAGAGUUUAGACGAUUUACGAGCGAAAGCGAGACGAGAUAUAUUCAUGAAUUCCGCGAAAGACGAAGAGAAAGUGAAAGAAUCCGGGGAGUAUUACAGGAAAGUUUUCAUUGAGAUGCAAAAGAACCCGUUGAUGCGGUAUCGAUUUUUGAAGAUGAUACCGACGCUCGGCUUGAAUGUGCGAGAAUUGCGUCGCGGAAAAAGUAGGAGAAAGAAGAUGGUUUUCGGUGGGUUUAGCUUCAACGCCGUGGAAGGAUACGACGAGGAGGAGGGAGAAGAAGAAGAAGAAGAAGAAGAAAAGGAGGAUGCUACGAUGGAACUGGUUGACGACGACGGGAAGGAAAACGCAUCGAAAAAUUUUAGAGACGAGGACGAGAAUAACAAGAACAAGAAACGAACCUCGGACGGCGCGUUGAAAGAGAUGCAAUCGAACCGAGAACGAUACAUAGAGCAAGACGUCGUAGAUUUGAAUGGAGGGACGAAUAGAAAAAGGAAGAAGAAAAUCAUCUCAGACUACUCGAGUUUUAACGUUCAAGAAAGAGUGGAGGUGAGGAACAGUCAUCGACAGCGCAUGUGGGAAUGUUUAGACGUAUGCUCGGGGACAUUAAAAGCGGUUAAACUCGUAGGAUUCCUCGAAAAACCUGAAGAAGGUUUGCGAAGUAGGAAAUUGCGCGAAGCGGCGAACAUGAAGGCGCUAUCGGCGCAAAUAGUCGUUCGAGCGACGACGAGGAUGGGAGAAGAAGACCACUUAGGCGCGAGAGAAUACUUGAACGGAGCGAAUUCUAUCGCGCGAUUAGAACGUUUAGUUACGAUUGACGAAGACAUGCCGUUUGAGGUCCCGUGGUUAGUAGGAGAACUUCCGCUAGAGUUGCAAGCGGCGGAAGAAGAAGACGAGAUGGAAGCGAAUUCAGUUGGCAGAAGGCGAAUUCUUCCGCGACUCAGCGGUAAAAUGCUCAUGAUUCACGAGCAUUUUCCGAUAUCUUUACGCGCACAGCGGUCGAGAGUGUGCGAGGAUCCAGUCGUCGCGAAAAAACAACCGCCGCAAGAGUGGUGCUAUGACGACGACGGCACUUUUCGAUUGAAAAGAUCUAAAGUGCGCAUGCUCACGCAGCAAUUGAUCGAAGGCGUUCGAUUUGCGCAUUCGCGUGGAAUUGCGCAUAGAAAUUUGCAUUGCGGACAUCUUUUAGUCGACGAUCAGAAGAAUAAUGGCAACGGACAACUCGUAAUUGCCUCGUGGGCAGCAUCGAGAGGAUUUCGCGACGUUGGAAAGCGCUCUCCUUUGCGUUCGUGCACCGUGCCUUAUUACAUCGCGCCUGAAGGACUCAUCAUACCUCCUGUGCAACAAAUCGAUCCCGAUUCCAUCGACGAAACCGCUUACGAUGAUAUCGGAACGUUCGACGGAACAGAUAACGGAGAUGAAUCUACUAUAGAGAAAGAAAACGAAGAAGAAGAAGAGAGCAAGAAAAAGAAGAAAAAGAAACCAGUGCUUCCGAAACAGUACACAAACGCCGUGGACGUGUGGUCGUGCGGUUGCGUCUUUGCAGAAUUUAUCCUCGGUUCCUCGCUCUUCAACAAAUUCGCGUAUUACGAAGGUGCCGAACAGUUGGAUCAAAUUUUGUGCAUUUUUAAACUUCUUGGAACACCAAACGAAAAGUCGUGGCCGGAUGUUAAAAGUAUACCCGGUUGGCACGAGGAUAUGUUCCCGAAAUGGUUACCAAGAGUCUCCUUCUUGAAACUAACUCGCGCGAACGAAAUCACCGUUUUCCAGGCCGAUUUGUUGCGAAGAAUGUUAACGCUCGACCCUUCGAGAAGAAUUACCGCGCACGAAGCGUUGCAUCACCCGUAUUUCUCCUCCGAAACCGAAUUCAAAGACGAUCGCAUCGUAAUGUACGAAGACGAAGACGCGCAGCGUUUAAAGCUGCCCGGCGGCGAGACCAUAGUUCAACGACACGUUCGUAUGGUGAGCGCGAAAGAGGAUGAAGAAGAAGAAGAAGAAGAACUCUUCGGCAUCGUCUCUAAACUCGAACAAUCGCCGUGUAAAAAGUACCACCGAUAUCACGUCAUCUUUGACGCGAAGCAAACGCCUCUAUCGAUGAGUUCGUUGGUUUCGCUCGAGACUAAACUCGAGGUGCUUAAAAACCGCGACGACAAAGAAGAAGAAGAAGAAGAAGAAACAGUGCGAGUCAAAUUCCGCCUCGCCACGCAAUAUUGGUCCGAACGCGACGUCUUGUUAAAGAUGGUCUUAUAA
Bathycoccus prasinos is the source of this 2544-nucleotide messenger RNA. RefSeq lists its product with no specific name. Lineage: Eukaryota; Viridiplantae; Chlorophyta; Mamiellophyceae; Mamiellales; Bathycoccaceae. The transcript has a single exon. Gene Ontology annotation, cellular component: nucleus. Gene Ontology annotation, molecular function: cyclin-dependent protein serine/threonine kinase activity; ATP binding; protein binding. The record is from RefSeq and is a predicted model, not a curated record. The annotation marks the transcript as partial. Gene Ontology annotation, biological process: protein phosphorylation; regulation of mitotic cell cycle.